GAAGGCGAGGCAAUUUCGGCAUAAUUUAUUAGCUUUAACAAAUUUUAUGCGCCUUUGUAUUGCGAAUGUUUUAAGUAGUGAACACUUUUUCAUGGGAUGUAGUGUGUUGCAUAAAUAACAGGGAAACACUGUUUUAGAAUUUGUUUGAAAAGCAUUGAUUUUACGGUUGGAUUUUGAGAGAUUAGAACUCCUGGGUACAAGCUUUGGAAAUUUCAUUUCUACACUUUCUAGUACUUGAAAUCUGGACGUUAGAAAUUCGUCCAUUUGAGACCAUAUGGGAAGAUUUCUUCUUGUGGGCAAUGGAUUUCUCCCAUAGUAAUCGGGUAUCUUUCGGCAAUUUGGAUACGCAAAUAUGUAUAAGGAUAGGUUCCCAGCUGUCUGUCAACACCUUUUGAGUAUUUAAAAUGGACAGACAUGUUUUUAUUUUGCUUUGUAGAUUUAUAAUCUUCGCUAUUUUCUAUGUCAAUGCUAGGCAGAUUCAGUAAGAUUUGGAUUGGAUUGUCCACUAAUAUACGAUUGUUUUCAUAACGUUCGCUUAAUGCUUGCCAUGCCAGCUCAAAAUUCUCGUCGCUAAAAGGGAAUUUCUUGACGAUUUGACCGGCUUGCCCUUUUGUUUUAGACCGGAGGUGGUAUAAUUUUUGAGCGGAUGAUAAUUGCAGUGGUUUAGUAGCCGGCUGUAAAGAUAUCUCGGAAAGAUUCCCAUUCUUCAUAACCACCGUGGAAAAUCUCUGUAUCACAUGUUGGGAGUUGCAGAUACAUGUGAGGAUUUUCAUCUGUGUGCGAAUUCUGUGCUUCUCGGGAGUGAGAGCUUGGUGGACUUAUAGCUCGGAUUAAUUUGAGUUGAUCUAAGAUCUUCGCUUUAGUCAUUUUAUAAGUAUCAAUACUAAAUUGAUACUUGCCUUCCGCCAAUGCCUAAAAAUUAUCUGGAAGGUCUUCCUCAUCUUUUAGGAAAAGUGAGUCAUAUGCGGCUUGUAACCGCGCCCAGAGAUUGUCAAUAGGUUUUCUUUUAUUUCGAGGGCCGACUCUGUGAAUUCCUCUAUGGGAGAAGAGGUGAGUCUGGCAGAAUAUCUCAUGAAGCCAUCAUUUUCUAUAUUAAAUUUUUGCGCACACGGGUCAAGAGAUUCUCUUUUUCCUGAUUUCUUUGCUUCGGAAGAAGUUGAUUUCCUUGGAAUUUUGGAACUAAUUUUCGGGCUUUGUUCAGUUGGCAUUUUUGAUAUUAGGAAAUUUAUUUAUAUUUGAGUAUUUUAGUAUGUAUGGCUCUCGAUUGAGCAAUUUGUGGUUAAUUGUGCUUUUUGUGGACUGUAUGUAUUUUUGUGACCGGUGAAUUUUACUACUGGGUUUUAUUUUUUAUUUUUGUCUCAUUCGGGGGUGGUCCCAAAAGUACCAGGCCUAACCUCGAGAUGGCGGCAGUUGUUUGAAAAAUAUCACUGGGUUAAAAAGUACCCAAUCUAUAAAGCAUAUGUUUCAAGUUUGAAUAUGCCACGUUGUUUAGUAUUUGCUUGGCAGCCGCCAAUAGUGAACGUUUUCAGUGAAUUUGUGAAAAUGGAGAAAAUUGGUCAUCGUUAUGUGAUACAAUACUUUUAUUUGAAAGGCCUCAGACCAUCCAAUAUAAAAGCUGAAAUAGAUUAUACUUUGGGCGGGUCUGCUCGUUCGUUUACCACAGUAAAAUAUUGGGUAGCAGAGUUUAAACGAGGCCGUACGAGCUGCCAAGACGAGCAUUGCAGUGGUCGACCAAAUGAGGUGACGACUCCAGAAAUGAUGAAGAAAAUCCACAAAGCGGUAAUGGAUGAUCGUCGAAUGAAAGUGCGCGAGCUGGCAGAUACAAUAGGCAUUUCAAAAAGUAUGGUACAUCGCAUAUUAUUUGAAGAUUUGGAAAUGAGAAAGCUGUGUCCAAGAUGGGUGCCGCAUUUGCUCUCACUCGACCAAAAACAGUGUCGUGAAGAGGUUUCAGUUGAGUGUUUAGCGAAUUAAUGAAUUAAUGUUUGAAUUGCUACCUCAUGCACCCUAUUCGCCAGAUUUAGCCCCCUCGGACUAUUUUCUGUUCCCCAACUUAAAAAAAUGGCUCCGUGGUCAAAGAUUUUCUAAGGAUGAAGAAAUGAUGUCGGCAGUUAAUGGCUAUUGUGAGGAGCAAGACAGUUCUUAUUAUAAAAGGGGUAUCGAACUUAUUGAACAUCGCUUGUAAAAGUGUAUAGAGCUGAAAGGAGUUUAUGUUGAAAAAUAAAUAUAUUUUUUCCCAAAAUUUUUGUGUUUUCUUUGUUAGGUCGGGUACU
Molecule: messenger RNA, 2270 nt
Organism: Rhagoletis pomonella (apple maggot)
Lineage: Eukaryota; Metazoa; Arthropoda; Insecta; Diptera; Tephritidae
Product: histone-lysine N-methyltransferase SETMAR-like
Exons: 1
Coding region: 1477-1971 (164 amino acids)
Source: RefSeq, a predicted model, not a curated record